Messenger RNA from Paramisgurnus dabryanus, 1439 nucleotides. The record is from RefSeq and is a predicted model, not a curated record. NCBI's taxonomy places the organism in Eukaryota, Metazoa, Chordata, Actinopteri, Cypriniformes, Cobitidae.
GUGUGUGCACCUGCAGCUUCUGUAAAAUUAUCACUUCUCAAAAAGUGACUCUUAAUACAUACGCACUCACAUACAGAACUUCCUUCAGACCUCUUCACAUCAAAAAAUCUCUGAACAAACCGGCUACACACCAAAAAGAACCAUGACAACUGCCCAGACAGUUUGCUUAUUGUGCUUCGUUUUACUCUUGGGAUCGGCACAUGCUAAAGAAGGUUCCGGCGGGACCCCUCAAACAACACCUGUAAUCACAACUAAUAAUAACCCUGAAAUGGCUAAAAACACAAACACCACAGAAAUUAAAACAUCAAAACUGGAAUCAACUACAUCAGCUUUGAAAUGUGACUGCACUCCAACCCCUAAUUGCACUUCAAGCCCUAAAAGCACUCCAAACCCUCCUGAGACUCGUAAAGAUGCUUUAGAACAUUACAUUAUCUCCUUGCCAAAAGAAACAGCGAUUCUGGUUCUGGUGGUGCUGGUGGUGGCCUGCAUUACAUUGCUUCUGAUCACACUCUUAUGUACCUGCCAUGUUUGCCACCUGAGAGCAGUAAUCUCCAGGUUACAGCCUUAUCACAGCGUCGACCUAUACUCUGUAAAAAAGAGGAGCGAAUCGCCAUGCAAGGAUGAUGGCAAAGAAAAAGAGCAACCAACAGAGACCUGCCUCAUGUUGGCAGAGGUGACCGUGCAAGAGGAGGAAAAGAAGGAGGAAAAGGAGGAGGAGAGCGUUCCACUCAACACCGAGCCACCUGCGGAGAAACCGAAUGGUGACGUCACCCAGGAGGAGAAUGCUUACGAUAUUGUGAGCGACGAGCCUGCUGUAGGAAUAACGGAGGUCUCUGAUACAGGAGUGUGAUUUCCUAACCCAUUCUGUAUGUGUGGUGUCACACGGCUCCCCCUGGUGGCACUGAAAGUCUAUAGCAGCUUAAGCUUCAUUUGACUGUUACAGCUUGGUUUGUACAUCUUGAGCACCAGAAUCGAAAGAAGGGAUUUCAAUCCACAAGUGCGAUAGUAAGACUGCUAAGUUACUCAAGCCAACAAUAAACUAAUUUUAGCAUUGAAAGUAUUGAAAAUAUGCAACUCUUAACAUUGUGUUUAUUACAUAAAGCUAUAUACUAUGACCAGGUUUCUAACGGCAAAUUUGUGCAUUUAUUGUGUUGUCUGUAUUGCGGUUUCCCAGACAGGGUUUAGAUUCAUCCAGGAGUAAGCUUUAGUUAUAUUAGGACAUUUAAAUAGUUUUAACAAACAUAUACUGGUGUGCAUCUUGAUUAUGUUAAGAUAUGUCAAUGCAAUAUAUUUUUUAAAUUAAGGCAGCUCAAACAUGCAUUUUAGUCUGGGACUAGAUUAAGCUCUGAUCGAGAAACCACCCCUGUGUGUUUUGUUUAUUCUUAAACAUUUUUAGAUUUCUGAAUAUUUUUGGAUAAAUAAAGUUUAUGUUGUCUUUA